AGGUCAAAAACACCGAUAUUCCUAUUUGCUACAAACAAUAAAUAGAAAAAUGACUAAAUGUUGGAUUUUUGCGAUGUUGAUUUUGAUUUUCGUGGUCCAAUGUAUUGUUGCGAACGAUUUGGAAAUGAAGGCAUGGAGAAAGAAUAUGGAGUCUCGUUUGUUGAAACUCGACCGGGAAAGUGUUCAACUGAAGAUGAAAAACGAAGAACAGGAUACGAAAAUAAAGUUAUUAAUUGAACAGAACAAUCAGUUAAAGGAAGUAGUUCGUGAAAUAGGUAUAAAUACUGAACCGGGAAACGAUAGUGGAACUUUAGUGAACACUUCUGGGGCUCGGAGAAAGGUCUUAGAACCCACGUACGAAAAUCAUCACAAAAGUAAAAGAAACGGACGUGAAAGACAAGAAAGUUCACUGGAAUUGAACAUUGAAGGGAUUGCGUUUUAUGCCUACAUCUCCUCCAUCCACACCUCUGCCCUUGAAGUUAAACACGUUAUUGUUUACGACGUUGUCGUUACCAACCGGGGCAACGGUUACCACGGAGAUGACGGAAUUUUCAUCGUACCACAAACUGGCGUUUACGUUUUUACGUGGACUGUCGUUGUCCAGGAAGGUGAAUAUAUAGAACUUGAAAUCGUUCUGAAUGACUCUCCUUUCGGGAGUAUAAUAGCUGACACGGUAAACCCCGCGUCUGGUGACUGGGAUUGUUCCACCGGCAUUGCAGUUAAGGAGGUCAAUGCAGGGGACCACGUGUACAUCCGAACAUUUAACCAUGAUGCUCAUACGAUUAUCUACAGCGGGACAAAGGCGCGGACUUCCUUUGCUGGUUGGCAGCUGCUCUAAAUUCCAUCUGGGACACAAAAUUGGGCGUCAAGUUAUGCAAAUCGACAGUAUUAAUCGGAUCGUUAAUUCUUCACAUGAUGGUCAGUUACAAUAAUGCAACGUAUCUAGAUUACAAUAGGAUUCAUUGGAUGAUGGUAUCGGAAUUCAGAUAUAACGUGAUUUUUCUUGUUGAAUUCGAUAUUCUAGGAAUGAUUUAUCGGAUUUGGUGAUCCAUAACUUUGAUUUAUGAAAUAUAUUAUCUUUCACACGAUUGCGAAUGUAUAGAAUACACGGAUAGAAAUUGAAACAU
Messenger RNA from Ostrea edulis (European flat oyster), 1127 nucleotides. RefSeq lists its product as uncharacterized. NCBI's taxonomy places the organism in Eukaryota, Metazoa, Mollusca, Bivalvia, Ostreida, Ostreidae. The transcript is spliced from 2 exons. The coding region runs from base 50 to 838 and encodes 262 amino acids. Gene Ontology annotation, molecular function: protein binding. The record is from RefSeq and is a predicted model, not a curated record.